CACGUCACCUUACAACUGACUGACCACCAACACGUUCGAUUCUUUGGUUAGGAAGAUAAUCCAAAAUGCUGUUGCAGUUACUCAUAGUUUUCGUCGGCUGCACUACCGUAUUUGCGCAGAGCUUCACACACAAUGAUAUCAUGGGGGCGGUGGAUGCAACAUUCCAUAGACGCGAUCUUAACGGCGACAGCAUACUGGAGUUGUAUGAACUGAUCAACGUCUAUGACUCUCUUGAUACAAAUAAGGACGAUCGAGUGAGUGAAUCUGAAUACGAACAAAGGGGCACCGACAUGUUUCAUCGGUUUCUCGGAAUUGUGUUCCAACAGCUGGACACUGACGGAGACGGUUUCCUGGACAAAGGUGCCGAGUACGGCCAGUACACCAUGAUGGACACCAACUUUGAUAAUCAAGUGAGCCGGAGAGAAUAUGAUGCCUUCUUCACCAAAGUUGUAGAAGACGCAAUAAAGAACUACGGGCACUUGCUGGGUCCUGAUCUGGGAAGUUUCACAACCAGCAGCCCGGGAGGUAAUGGCGGUGCACCUGUCAGUACAUAGGUACUAAACAUCGACAACAGCAGAUACGUGAUUGUGCUGCCUCAAUAAAAAAAAAUGUGAUUUUA
Molecule: messenger RNA, 619 nt
Organism: Mizuhopecten yessoensis (Yesso scallop)
Lineage: Eukaryota; Metazoa; Mollusca; Bivalvia; Pectinida; Pectinidae
Exons: 7
Coding region: 66-554 (162 amino acids)
Molecular function (GO): calcium ion binding
Source: RefSeq, a predicted model, not a curated record